UUGACCUGUACUGAACUCAAGACUAAAGUAAAAGUAAAACAGUGUUGAGAAAAAAACAACUGAUUAUGUCGUAUUGAGAUGUUUUUUUUUAUGGCUGACAGACUGUUGCGUUGACGUGCCAUGAUGUGGAGAACGGUAUCAUUUGUGGAGAGGAUCGAAGUGGAGUUUAAGGGAAAUCUAUUCAACCAGGCAAUGGUUUUAGGCGAUGUUGACAACGACCAGAGAAAUGAGCUGAUUGUAGGGAAUAUCGAUGGUGAUUUAGCCGUAUUCAAGGGAAGUAAUCCAGUUACGUGUCGGAAAAGUUCAGGACUUGGCAUAAUAACUUGUAUUGGAGUUGGUGACAUCUGUAAUCAAGGAAAGAAUAAUUUGGUUUGUUUAACAGCUGAAGGAACGUGUUAUUUAUUUGAUAUUAAAAGAGAAGGGGAGUCAGGAUUAAGUGAAGAAGACAAGGUAUUAAAGGCAGCAUAUAAACAAGAAUUGCCAGCCAACAGUAAAGUUUUAUUACUAGCUGAUAUAGAUGGACAGACACAGUUGAUUGUUGGUUAUUCUGAUCGUGUUAUACGUAGUUUUAGAUGGCAGUCGGGUUCAACUUCCGACGGGGGUGAACCCUAUUCUACAGGUCAGAUUGUAUUUGUACAGAAAUGGAAGCUGGCUGGCCAGACUGAGACAAUAUCUAUAAAUAAAUCAUCUGAUGGUCGACAACAAGUGAUGGCGUCACAACCAGGUGGCACUCUAGUCACGUUAUUACGCCAAACGAAGGACGGUGAUUUUCAUUCUGAUCUCUCACCUAAUAAACUAGAUGGUAAUACUCAAGACCAGAGAGACACGUUUCUGUUGUAUCAUCCACUUGGUUUAAGUCGAGCCAAGAAUCGUGACAUUUCCACCGUUAUCGUUGGUAAUAUUAAUCCUGGUAAACAAGACUUGGAUCACCAGACUUAUUAUGCAUUAGCGACCUUAGAUGGAACGUUGGUUUUAGCUGAGAAUGAUAAAAUACUCUGGUCAUUGCAAGUUGAUCAUCAACUUUUCUCUCUAUCUAAACUUGAUGUGACUGGUAAUGGGAAAGAGGAAGUGGUGUGUUGUUCAUGGGAUGGACAGACGUAUAUCGUAAAUCACAGUAGAGAGGUUGUUCGUUAUCUAUUUCAAGAAAACGUGGCAGCUUUCUCAGGAGGUUUUUAUAGUUUAUCAGAAGGAGGGAAUAUACCUUGUUUUAUUUAUGCUACGUUUAAUAAUACCAUCUAUAUAUACCAUAAUAUUAAACUACCCCGUGUUGAAUCAACAAAUCUACUACAAGUCAUGGAUAGAACACUAGAAACAAACCAGUUACUAGCUAAACUAAACAUAGAUCCCAAUAGAACAGAUCAGCUACGUGAAUUAUAUCACUGGUGUUUAUAUGGUUGGCCGACUAAAUCCUGAUAAUAAAAUAUAUUAAUAUAAA
This is a messenger RNA of Patella vulgata (common limpet), 1435 nucleotides long. Its product is annotated as KICSTOR complex protein ITFG2. NCBI's taxonomy places the organism in Eukaryota, Metazoa, Mollusca, Gastropoda, Patellidae. Gene Ontology annotation, molecular function: protein binding. Bases 121 to 1413 code for a protein of 430 amino acids. The record is from RefSeq and is a predicted model, not a curated record. Gene Ontology annotation, biological process: regulation of TOR signaling. The transcript is spliced from 12 exons. Gene Ontology annotation, cellular component: KICSTOR complex.